Malaya genurostris is the source of this 26491-nucleotide messenger RNA. It is a transcript of the gene alpha-Catr, whose product is annotated as alpha-catulin. Gene Ontology annotation, molecular function: actin filament binding; cadherin binding. NCBI's taxonomy places the organism in Eukaryota, Metazoa, Arthropoda, Insecta, Diptera, Culicidae. The transcript is spliced from 13 exons. The coding region runs from base 760 to 3474 and encodes 904 amino acids. Gene Ontology annotation, biological process: Rho protein signal transduction; cell adhesion. The record is from RefSeq and is a predicted model, not a curated record.
UUCGGAGCAAUUUUUCCCAGUUGCAUUUCGUCUUCCGUUCGUGUCGCUCGCAACAUCAGCUGCCAAGUCCCGCGCGUUCAAAUAAGCACCCAAAGCCCCCUAUUCACUAGAAGUGCUAGUUUGGUGGAAAGUUGCAGCGAAAAAAAAGGAGUAAAAGGACACCGAUUCGCGUUCUGCGUUCGUCAAUCGUUCGUCACACCGCGUAAUGUUUGGCGCCUGAUUCCGGGAACAAUUCGAAAAAAGAGUAGCUUUCACCCGUUUGAUUCGGCAAAGUUGUGACUUGUGUUGUGUUGAAAUUUCCAGCAUAGCUGGUGGGAUUUCUGGCAAAAGGGAAAUUGAUUUGUCGUGAAUGAAGCUACGAGCCCUUAAAGUGGUAUCCUCGCUGGCUCUGGUCGGAAUCGCGAACACGAGCGAAAACGGGUAAAUCGAGAGAAAGUGUAAAUUUUUCGUGAAGUCGGUCGGUACCACAGUAAUCGAAAACACCCAGGGAUUUUCCUAGUGAAAUCCGGAUGUGUGUAUGUGUACUACUGGUUUGAUAACAGACUGAAGUGUUUGUUCCUGAUGGUGUAAGAUUCGUGAGAAACGGAUCGUGUGAUUCACGUCCAAGUGGGGUAGUUCAACGGGAAAGUGUAAACAAGGAAGACCGAGUAGUGAAAAGACGAUUGUGUGACAGUGAAACGGGAUGACUAUCGGAAAAAUCGAAUAAGCUUGCCCGAGUCAGUAAGUGUGGGAGUGUCGAAAAGGGGUUAAAGUGGAGAAAUGAACGACACGGGUUACUUCAAAAGCAACGACGGCACCGCUGCUGACGAUGAACCGGGAGCCUCCGGGAGGAAUGGUGGUGGCAGCAUCGCUGGCCAAACGGCAAGUGAACGGGUUGGUAUCGGAAGCCGUAGAAUGUCAUCAUCGGGAGCUGCUGCUGGUGCUACCGCUACUGGAGGAUUAUCACCCGGUGGUGGCUCUUUUCGGCAGCGAAGCAACAGCAGCAGCAGCAGCUCAGUCAACAGGAGAAGCCUAUCAAAAAUCUCCAACCUGGUCCAGCAUCGUUCCGAGCAGCAGCAGCAGCAACACUCGUCGGAGCGGACGCUGCGGGCAAUCGGACGGGUCGGACAGGCAGUCAACCUCGCAGUGGAACGGUUCGUCACGGUGGGCGAAACAAUCGCAGAUGACAAUCCGGAAAUCAAACAGGACAUGUACGAUGCCUGCAAGGAGGCCCGAGCAGCUGGCUCAUCGAUAGAGCGUUUAUGUGAUAUUGCGGCAACGGAUCCGGUGGGUUACGCGCCCCGGCCUAAUCCGAUUGACGACAGAGGACCGAUGAUACGGGCGGCCCGGACCCUGCUAAGCUCGGUGACGCGGGUCCUGCUGCUGGCCGACAUUGUGGUCGUUAAACAGUUAUUAUUAGCCAAAGACAGGGUAGCUAGAACUUUAGGUAGAUUAGAAUCAGUGGCCAAUUUUACAGAAUUCGUGAAAGCCUUCUCGGUAUUCGGUGCUGAGAUGGUGGAACUGGCGCAUGUGACAGGUAAUCGACAGAAUGACUUGAAGGAUGAACGACGAAGAGCGCAGAUGUCCUCUGCGCGUCAGGUGUUGGAACGUUCGACCAUGAUGCUGCUGACGUCAUCCAAGACAUGCAUGAGGCAUCCAGAGUGCGCCAAUGCCAAGGAGAACCGAGACACCGUGUUCUGCCAGAUGCGACGGGCGAUGGACCUCAUUCAUUAUGUGGUGAAGGAUGGUAUUCUGGAAACCGCCAGCGAACGAAAUGCGUUACGACAGGUCCCCGAAUGGGAUUCGGAACGAGCGACGGCUUUUACAUGUCUGCGCCAUUUUUCCCGGCUUAUCGAAAUGUCCAGACCGGACUACGAUCGGCGCAGUUCCGGCAGCAAAACUAGUUCUUCCAUGAUGGCAGCGGUGGGACCACCGCCCGGAGUGAUCGGCAAAGAUUGCAUCUCGCCUAGUUCACUGCGCGAUAAGGAAACCGGCAUCGAGUACCGGCGGGAGCUGAUACGACGGAACAGCGAGCGCGAUCGGGAGAGAAAUUCCAUUGGUCAUUCCAGAGAGUAUAGUACUAGGGAACGGGAGUUCCCCAAAUAUGACAAUAAAGCUGAUUUAGGGAUCUCAAUAUUUUCCACCGACACCCGGGAGCAGUUGCUAGCCGCGCUGGACAAGGUUUGUGAAAAAACUCAAGACUUCACCGAUUCGGCAUACACCAGCCAUGACCAUCGGGAAAAUAUACUGCUUUUGUGCGACCGGGCCAAACUGGAACUGAACCAGUUGAUGCGGAUUGCCGUCAGUAUGGAACAGUAUCCGAACUCGACUUUCGAUAUCGAAAGCGUCGUCGAAAGUGUUUUGAAUGCGGCCCAAGAUCUAACCACACAGCUGACACUUACGGCUCAGGAUCAGUCGGCGGAGCUGUCACACAUCAUCAAGUCCGGCAUUGACAUUGCCAACUCGCUCAGGAAUAUUGCCUUAAACCAGGAGAUCGAUCGGUUGCAGGAAUGUGCCGAUCGGUUUCACGAGCACAUCGAUCAUGUGCUUGAGGUUUGCAAACUACUGCGGCAAAUAGCUCUGACGGAAACUCUACAGGUGCAAGCCAAAUUCACGGAAAUCAACGUGCGCAUCUACGGUCCUCAGGUCAUUACGGCGUCCCGAGCACUGAUGUCGCACCCGCAGAGUAAAAUGGCGAAAGAAAACCUAGAAGUGUUUGUCGAUAUGUGGCAGUGGCUGUCCACGGAUGUGACCACCAUCACCAAAGAGGUCAUUGAUCUGGCUCAGACAUCGACGAAAGCCGACAAAACCACCGAAUAUCUUAGUCUUCCGAGACCGGGGAAACACGGAACCACAUCGAAACCGCUGAAACCAACCCGACUGGACUCCGAGGAGCAGGAAAAAAUUGCCAAAACCGGACUCGAAAUGAAGAUGGUCACCAACGAAAUGGACGCCGAAACGGACAAGUGGAACGGGGCGUCCGAGGAGAACAACGACAUCGUUAAGAGGGCGAAAAACAUGUCGGCAAUGGCCUUUUCGAUGUACCAAUUCACCAAAGGUGAAGGUACACUACGAACGACGCAGGACCUAUUCACCCAGGCCGAGUACUUCGCCGAGGAGGCCAAUCGGCUGUACAAGGUGGUCCGUCAGUUCUCCUACCAGGUACCGGCCGGGGCACCGAAGAAGGAACUGCUCGAUCACCUGGACAAAGUGCCAACCUACGUGCAGACGUUGCAGUUUUUGGUCAAGGAUCCGGCCGUCGGUAAGGACGCCACCUUCGUCAAGGUCGACCACGUCAUCCAGGAAACGAAGAAUCUGAUGAAUGUGAUAUCGAAGGUGGUAUCCACCUCGUUCGACUGCGCCAACAAGUAUAAGCUAGACUUUAGCGGCCUGGCCGGCCGGGCAGCGAGCGGUGGAGCCCGGGACGAGGACGGCAGUUCCGGGCUGCAGGGCGAUAGCAAGGGCUCCACGACCAGCACCGAGGCGAGCAUGUGACAGUACGGGAUGGCCCGCCGGGGCAUGAAAGGUGACGCCCGGCGGACCAGAGUGUCCUUCCUCCUGUUUUAGAAUAAGCAUUAAACAUUACAUAUGACCGUAUUUAUCGAAUUUAUAUUCCAACUUGUGUAUGUUUGAUGAUUCUCGUUUAGAGCAGACCCGAACCCGAAGAAAUAGGGGGCGAAUACAUAAUUGUACGUCGAAUUGUUCGUCUCGUAGAUUUUUCCACGUGCCAAAAUUUAAAAUACAAGAGCGACCAUCAAACCAAAACCACAUACACAACCGCAUAACAACAAUAAACACACACAGACACACGAAGCAGUCAGCGUCGCAUAACCGAAAGAAAAAACGUGUUUGUUAAAUAUGUGUAAUAUGAAAUCAUAAAUAUUGAAAUAUGAAUGUUUAGUGAAUCGAAACAAAGCCCAAAUCAAAAACAAACAAAACGAAAACGAGGAGAUUUCCCGCCCGCAUACAAGUUAUCAAGCUUAGCCUCAACUCCUUUCGCUUCGGGCACAUCCAACGUAUCGGUGAAUGACACUGCUAUUAGAUUCUGUCUGCUUGACUAGCCUUUCCCUCAUUAUUCAAAUUGCACUCCGAAUAGAGACAUUACUCUGUUAGCCAAGCUCGCGCUAAUGGCUCGGUCCUGCACACUCAAACACACUCACACAUGCACCCACAGAAACACGUACACUCAUUCAGCCGAAGCCCGGUAUUCAUGGACUAGGAAAUUUUUCGAAAUCGCUGUUAAUGAAGCUCGAAAAUCACUUUCCCGUAUCCGAGGCAAUAUUUAAUCCAGUACCGGAUGCGGAAGUAAUUGCCAGCUACGGAUGGGUAACUAAUUAAAAUGCACACACAUGCACACACAUACACAACCCACGAACACAAUUCGCGCCAACGCAAUAGUUUAGUAAUCGCUCUUUAAUGAAUCACAAGGCAGAAGGUACUGGGAAGUUGUAAUUAUUGUGCAGCGAUGAGUCGAAUCAAGACCACAUGAGAAGAUUUACAAAGCAAUUUUGUUCAAACAAGACGUAGAUUCGUAAAGACGUUGACAUGCCACAAGGAAGUCAUCAGGGGUUUUUGAUUGAGGCAAUUUUUGUGAACGAUAGCAAUGAUAUACAAUAGGUAGUUAAUUUGUAAAUGAGUACGUUCAGUACGAUCUGAAGGAUGCAAAUUUGGACAAAAAAAAACGUUCAACGAAACAAGCAUAUCAAAUUAUUUAAGUGACAUUCAAUAUCAUCCUAAGCCGCAAUAGCAAUCAACAGGUCCGAAUAGGUUAUGAGAGGCUUUGAAUCGACUCCAUCGCAGCACACACUACGCUUUCCUGUUCCCGACCGGCAAAGCCCCUUCAGCAAAUGCACGCCACAUCCGCUUCCUUCAAGGAGUCCACUACUCAAACGCCACACAACGAACUGCCGUGCGCCGAUACUAUUUUUCCGCCGUGGAUGAUCUAUUAGAAUAGAGUUCCUAGUUGCAGCUCGAAAACUUUCGAAAUCUAUCGCGUCAGGUCAAGCGAAAAUUGCUAGAGAAUAAGAAAAAACAAACGCACUUGCACUUUGCACUGACCCGCUUCACCGUCCCGGCUGAGUCGUUCCGCCGUCGUCUCGUCGUCUGUCUCCUCAAAAACUCUCGCGCAGCAGCAGCAGCAAUAAAAGCGCGAGUCUCAUCCACGGUGGACUCUUUGAUGAGGAGUUUGCGGAGUUGGGUGGGUUUUUUGGCCGAGUGCCUGGAAGCUCGCAUGGCUCCGCGAACGGAUCAAAGUAGAACCUACUGCUCUUAAUCUUAGUGGUAGAAGUUUAAAAACAAAAUCACAGUGGCUCCUGUCUUUGCUUGGAUGUGGCGUUUAUUUCUCUAAAUUUUACUAAUCAAAUGAAAAAAAAGUAACAAAGAAAAAUUAAGAAAAUUAAGUUCCGCUGAAUGAAACAGUCUCCUGUUCCCCGUCAGGGAAAAGGAGAAAUGGAAUGAAGCUCGAGUUCUAGACAGUCUGUCAAAACGAUUAAAUCGUAUUGAUUUGUACCUGCGUAGAUUUUUUCUUUCAACUUUGUGUAGUCGAACGUUAAUUUUGAGUGCGUUCUGAAUUAGUUAGAGAUCCAAUAGGUUGUACAGUACACUAAGAACAAAACUCGUAGAUUCGCAUUUCGUAAAUUUAUAAAGUAAAACUAGUGGCAAGAAUUUCCAUUGGCAUCGUACUUUUCGAUAAGGUUUACAGUUACGUGGUCAGUCAUGAAGAAUAGUAAAGGUGGUCAUUUUCUUUAGGUUUAGUAAGAAAUAGCUAGGGUAGCAGGUUUGUAGUAAGGUAAGUUAAAAAUGUACUGCUCCAGAAAGCGUUCUGGCAAUAAAACCAUAAAUUUCUGGUUUGCAGCAGUGGAACGAUUGCUUUUCGCGAAAUAACAAAAAUUCGAUUUUUUCAUUCUGUACUUUAAAUGUUUCCUAACGUCCUAACGGUUAUGGGAAAAAGUUACGGUAGUAGAAAUGUGCUGGAAGGAUCGGCUUGAACGGCAUCAAUGAAAUAAAGCUUGAGUGAAUGUUACCUUAUUGUUUUAAAAUAGCUCCCAACUGCUGUCACGUUUUCAAAAAUAGUUUAAAACAAUGAACCAGAAUAACAUAAAAAAUAAACCGUUAAUAAUCGGUUUAUAGUUAUUGAGGGGUUUGACGAAAAGGGGAGCGGGCCAUUUCGCCGAAAGUCGUUUCGCCGAAAAAGCCUUCUGAGGAUCAUGAAUAAACCUACAAAAAUUAUUCAAGUCUCUGGAUCAUAUCAGAAGUACGAUUGUAGGCCAACAAAACGGGAGUAAACAUAAUCAUUUUUGAUUUGUCUUCUUUUAUCAAUUCCAAUUACGAUAUUAAGACUAAUGACGAAUUCGGCAAAAUUACCCUUUCGGCGAAAUGACUUUCGGCGAAUUGACUUUCGGCGAAUUGACUUUCGGCGAAAUGACUUUCGGCGAAUUGACUUUCGGCGAAAUGACCCUUUCGGCGAAAUGGCUUUCGGCGAAACGGCAUUCGGCGAAACGGCAUUCGACGAAACGGCUUUCGGUGAAAUGGCUUUCGGCGAAAUUACCCUGAUCCAACGAAAAGUCCUCUUCUGUGCUAUGGACACAUAACCGUUUUCACUAUUAUUUACGUAUCGUCUUCGACUCGUCAGAGCAGAGCAGUUCAAAUUAAACUGCUUAGGCGCAAUAUAAGUGUUUCGCAAUAGCGUUAACUUUACGUCUGCUUAGCGGUUCAAAUUGAACUGUUCAAGUUUGCACUAAACAGUUCAAUUUGUACUGCUCUGCUACCGACGAGUCGAAGACGAAACGUAAAGAAUAGUGAAUCGGUUUAUGAUUUGCAAAAUUACGUGAAAUAAAACUGUUAUGAAUUCAGUCUCAAAUACUUCGCAAAAUACUCACCAUUUCUAUCUGCUCUUAUUACGAACGCGUCGGUCACAAAGUUGCCGGUCUGGAAAUGAAAACAACUUUUUUUUCAAUUUUGAAUUCCAAUUGAUGAAUAAAGCAAUAUUCUCCUCUUGAAGAACAAGGAGCUGGGGUUCAUUUAGAGUGUACCUAUUAUCACUUUCCGGACAAAAACUAGCGUGGAAUACGGCGGAGAAAAUAGCCAAGAAUAGAUCCAUUAGGUUCCUUGCUUGGGCGACAAUUCUAGGAGCUACUUUCGAAUAUCAGAUUUUUUCAAUGUUUCAAGCAACAAACUUUAUUUUAAUAUUUAUUCUCAAUUUUUCGGAAGAAUCUUUUCUUAUCCUAGGAAAAAUUGUUUAAAUUUACGUCGCCUAAGACCGACAUAUUACUUACUUACUAGUGCGUAGUCUACUCCGUAGUCGACGACCUCUCCCAGGUUCUGUGCUGAGCAUCAUGUAGGCCAUCAUCUCUUCCGCCAUUCUUGCUACAUGUCCAGCUCACUGUAGUCUGCCGUGUUUUAUAAGCCUUCCCAUGUCCGCAUGUGUGUAUACUUGGUACAGCUUGUGAUUCAUGCAUCUGCACCAUUCUCCAUUCUCUUCUUCACCACCGAGAAUUGAACGGAGGAUUUUUUUCUCAAAGAAACCGAGUACUCGAAUAUCUGAUUCCUUCAACGACCAUGCCUCAUGGCAGUAUAGGGCAACAGGUAGUAUAAACAACUUGUAAGGAGCAAGUUUUGUGCGUUUCAGCUGGUUACGAAGUUCGUAUAAAGCUCAUUAAUCGCAUGUUACUGGUGUUUCGUCAACAACCUCGUUUCGUACUUCAUCAACCUCCAUCUCGGAUCCUACGUCGUUUGGACUGCCCCGGUCUCUACCAUCCACCAUGUACUUUGUCUUGGUAGAGUUUAUCGUCAACCUUAUUCUCGCAGCUUCUUCGUGAAGGACACAAAAGCCCCUUUCACAGCUCUCCAAUCCACAACAAUGCACCGAAACCUCCAUUUAAGAACUAAAUGGGGGUUCGUAAAAAGAGGUAGUUUAUAAAAAAAAAGUUUACGUUAUUUGGAAUUUACUUCGUAAAAAAAGUUUUGUGUGAUUAAUGUGGAAACCGCGCAUCAUAUGGUUAUUUUCGGAACGGAUGUGAAGAGUAACUGCAAGAAAAUGAUGUUUGGACUCGUUUCAAAAUCCAAGAUGGCGGCUUCCGGUUUAUUGAGAUUGCCUAAAACCCCUAACAAUAUGGGUAUAUUCGGAAUGGAAUUGAUGAGUGGAUGUCGGAAAACGAUGUUUGAGGUAGUUUUGAAAUUCAAGAUGGCGACUUCCGGUUUGUUCCGGAUAUUACUUUAAAACCCUUACAAUAUGGAUAUUUUCGGAACGGGAUUGAUCAGUAAAUGUCAGAAAACAAUGUUUGAGGUAGUUUUGAAAUUCAAGACUUCCGGUUUAUUAGUAUCUUUUGAAAGUUUUUGCCAUUUUCUUUGAACUUGGUAUUCCUUAAAAAAACACUAUACCAGAAGUCACCUCAUUGAAUUUUGAAACAAGCUCGAACAUCGUUUAUUGGUAUCCAAUAUGUUUCGGAAAUUUCUUUGUUUUAAGGAUUUAUAAGACAUAUCGAUAAAUCGGAGGAUGUUAUAUUGGAAUUCGAGACGACACCAAACAUAGUUUUCCAGCAUCUGUUUAUUAAAUACUUUCCCAAAAUACCCAUAUUGUUAAGGUUUUCAAGAAAUAUCGAUAAACCGGAAGUCGACGUCUUGGAUUUCAGAACCACCUCAAACAUCAUUUUCCGGCAUCUAUUCAUCCAUUCCGUUCCGAAAAUACCCGUAUUGCAAGGGUUUUCAAGGAAUAUAAAUCAACCGUAAGUCGCCAUCUUGGAUCCAAGAACCACCUCAAAUAUCGUUUUCCGACAUCUACUCAUUAACCCCGUUCCGAAAAUACCAAUAUUGCAAGGGUUUUCGAGGAAUAUCAAUCAACCGGAAGUCGCCAUCUUGGAUUUCCAAAAUAUCUCAAACAUCAUUUUCCGGAAUCUACUCUUUAAACCCGUUCCAAAAAUACCCAUAUUGUAGUAUUUUCCAUGGAGUCGGAAAUCGCUUUCGAUGUAUGCCAAAACCUCUUUUUACGAAGUAGGUUCGUAGAAAAAGUUUACGUUAUUUGGGAUUUGGUUCGUAAAAAGAGUUACGUAAAAAUAAGUGUAAAAGUGUUCGUAAACGGAGGUUUGGGUGUAAUAUCAAUGUCGCACCCAAUAGCAAGAAGCAUGUGAGACUUAUUGAUGAUGAUACCGUUUCUCUGCACGUCAGAUCUUCGUAUUGUAUAUUGAACCACAAAUUAGAGAGCGCGUCGCCCGACUUUAAUCCAUCUAACGUCACGAAAGCAUCGGCUGUCGUACCGGCUUUGACGCUUGCUUUCGAGCCACCAAACGUCGCACAAAUUAUUCUAAUGCUGCCUUGAAAUCUACAAACAGAUGAUGAGUCCGCAAGUUGUACUCCCGAAAUUUAUCGAGAAUUCGUUGCAAGGUGAAAAUCUGGUCCGUCGUUGAACGUCGCUCUCAAAAACCGCAUUGGUAUUCGUCGACAAAGGAUUCUGCCAACGAACGCAGUCUACUGAACUGAACUCUGGAAUGUACUUUGUUGGCAAUAUUGAGAAGUGUUAUGCCUCAAUAGAUUUUACAAUAAUUACCAUCCAGUCAGUCCGAAGGUAUUUCCUUCCCUUCCCAGAUCAUUCCGAUUGCUUAGAGGAGUGCGAAGUACAGCCGCUCGCUGUGCUGUGUAAGCACUCUCUCGUUGUGCUCACGUUCUUACUUCGGUGCAUUUUUUUCUCAACUGCUCUCAACACUCCACAUCGUUCUCUGUAUUGAUGGGUCGCUGCGGUAAACAUUCGGCGCCGGGUCUGAUUUUUAUCAUCACCCAUUCUGUUGGUUUCCCCAUGUGCAGUACCUAAUACUUCUGUUUGUUGUAUUGAUCACGCCGUGUUCAAGCUAUCGUCGUUAUAUCGUUGUCACACCAUUAUUGACAAUCCAAUCAGCUGUUUCAAAAAUUCAUCCGGUUGUAUCUUCAAUAUUAUACACAAAAGUAACAGGAGCGCAGGAUUGUUUGGCUGGUCUGACGAUCUCUACCAAAGCGUUGCGUCUGCUGAGCGCUCGAGCCAAACCAAAUCCUGCGCUCUAGUUACUUCUAUAAAUCCAAUUCAUGCUAAAUAAUGUUUAAUUGAGUUUAAUCGAAAUAGUGCACAAUCAAUUAAAUAUAAAACGAAGUCUUGUAGCCAAUAUUUAGCAUUAAAUAUUUUUUCAUUUAAUUAUCAUUGCGUAGUUUUAGAGUAGUAGUAGUAGUAGUAGUAGAGUUUCAAAAAUGACAUCAAUUUGAUUACGGGUCAAACUGGUCAAUUCCAUACCUUUAUCUAGUAUUCUUUUUAUUGCAAAGAUACUAUUUUCGCCCACUGCUAAUAUGGUUUCAUAACAAUAUUGACAAUACUUGUAGGGCAACGGAGCCCCCAUCCAUCGUAGCUUCAGUAGUAAUCUCAUAGAGUGCGAUCUGCCGUCUCUGCUCGAUAGAUUGACUUCAAGAGUAAGAUGAAAUUAGGUACAUCCGCUUCAAGUUUUCGCGUCACUCUAAUAGCAAUAUUGCACAAUUUUCGAACUUUUUUUUUCUUUUUUCUUUAACAAAUCACAACCGUCACAAAACUCAACUUCGGUUGUGUUAUUGCUGGUACUCAAAACGUACACGAUCAGCUUAGAACAGAUUCUGGAUAAUGCUCAUCAAGCAAUUUCUUUGCUUGCACAGUAUUUUUUCUUCAGACCAUUUUCAUUUAUCAACAUACGAAUUUUUUCUUUCUACAUUGUAUUUAAUUUUGCAAAAAUAGCAUAACAGAAAGCAAAAUCACUAACACACUAAUGAACAGAUUGUCAUGAAAUAUUUUUGAUUAGUGACGCCAUCUGUCUGUCAGACCGGUGACUUAUAGACCGACAUUACACAUAAUUAAACGAAAUCGGUUGUUUAUUUUAGAAUAAUGGGCUACCAGGAUGACGGAAUCGAGAGAAAACUAAAAGCCGGAGAUCACCAGAAAGGAGUAAAUUUAUUUAUUUAUUUAUUUCGUCAAGCAAAUGUAGACUACAUAUAAAUUGUUUACAAUGUUCACUUACAUACUACGCAUUAUUUCUACGACAAAGCUGAGAUUUGAUUUGAUUUUUUGACAUAGUAAGGUCAAGAUAUUCGCAGUAUUGAUUGUAAUGGCGCAUUAUUCGAUUGACUGGACUGUAUUUUGCAUAAUUUGUUCUAGUGUUUCUUUCUAAAAAUAAUUUCCUGGUUCGUAAUUGACGGCUAGGUGUAUAAAAAUUUAGUUGCGAUAAUAAAGAAGGUGAUUGAAUGCGUUGAGAAAUAAUGUCGCUGAUAAAAUAAAGCAUUGCAAGGUCGCGGCGUUCUUUAAGUGUUUGUAUAUUGAUGAGCAUGCAGCGUGCUUCAUAUGAUGGUAGAGGAAAUGCUGUCCGGUUUAAUUUACGAAGUGCAUAUAAAAGAAAUUGUUUUUGAAUAGAUUCGAUGCGUUCUUCGUGAAUAAUAUUAUAUGGAUUCCAUACUAGGCUGCAAUAUUCCAAAAUAGGUCUGACAUAUGUAGUGUAUAAUAAUUUUAUUGUGUAUGGGUCCUGAAAGUUAUGACUGAAGCGUUUAAUAAAGCCCACCAUGCUAUUUGCUUUAUUGAUUAUGGUAUUGUAGUGUUCCACAAAAGUGAGCUUGGAGUCUAAGAUUACGCCUAAAUCUCUUACAAUUUUACAUUUUUCUACAAGUUGAUUUCCUAGAUGUAUGUUUGUGGGUAUAGUUUCAUUUUUCCUACUGAAAGUUAUUGAGUUACAUUUUUUUACAUUAAGUUGGAGUAGACUUUUGCAGCACCAAAUGUAGAAUAGAUUGAUUUCGUUCUUGAAUAUUACAGCGUCGUUGAUAUUUUUUAUUUCCAUGAAGAGUUUCAUGUCGUCUGCAUAUAUAAGCACUUUCAAAUUUUUGAGUAUGAAGGAAAUGUCGUUUAUAUGUAAAAUGAAAAGGAGAGGCCCUAAGUGAGAACCCUGAGGUACGCCAGAUGUUACAUUAAUUGGUUCAGACAGAAUGUUUUGGAAGCGGACUACCUGUACACGAUUCGUUAAGUAUGAUUUGAGCCAUUCAAGAAGAGUAUGUUUUAUGCCAUAUUUUUGUAGUUUGUGUAGAAGUAAAGGUAUGUCAAUACGGUCGAAGGCUUUGCUAAAGUCAGUGUAAAGAGUUUCUACGUAGUUGCCGGCGUCCAUUGCAUUCAGUGUGAAUGUCAUAAAUUCUAAGAGAUUUGUUGUAGUUGAGCGGCCUUUAAAAAAGCCAUGUUGUUUGUUUGUUAUUACAUUUUUAAGUUGAUGAAAAAGUUUUUCGUUUACAAUUUUUUCAAAUAAUUUUGGAAUGCAUGAGAUAAUGGCUAUUCCACGGUAGUUCCGAAUGUUAGAUUUUGCACCAGAUUUAAAUAUUGGUACAAGAAAGGAAGAUUUCCAUGCUUUGGGAAAAGUACAUUUAUUAAGCGAUAAGUUAAAAAGUAGUUGUAGUGGUAGUGUAAGUUCUUCAGCAAGAUUUUUUAAAAAUAUUGGUGGUAUACUGUCAGGUCCAGGCCCUUUUGAGGCGUCUAAGUUUUUCAGUGCUGUCGAAAUGUCAUGUUCUGAUAGAUAGUUUACAGAGAUGGAGCUAGAAAAUGCAGGUAUGAAAGAGAAGUAUUCACGGUCACGGUCAGUUUCUGAAUAAGAUGUAUAUACUUCUUGGAAAAAAUUUGCAAAUUGAUUGCAGAUUUCUGUACUAUUUUUCCCUACAUGUUCGUCGAGGUGCAUUUGAGAUGGAAAAUUGUUGCUUUUUAGUUUAGUUUUUGUGUAGUUAAAAAAGUUCUUAGGGCAAGUCUUUAUUUCGUUUUCAAUUUUGUGGUUGUAUUCUUCGUGUGCUGUGUUAAUGGCUAUUUUGAGUUGAUUGCAUAGAUUUAAGUAAUUUUGAAGAUGAGCGUCACUUUUUUCUUGUUUGUAAGUUUUGUGUGCUUUUUGUUUCCUAUUUUUCAAAUGUUUUAGUUGUGAAUUGAACCAUACAGGUAACUUGCUGUUAUGAUUUUUUCUUCUUCUUUUCAUGGGCAAAGUUUCGGAUAAUAUUUUGUUUAUAAUGUGAUAAAAUUUGUUUACUUCGACGUCGACAUUUCCUUCUGUACUCAGUAUGUUCCGCCAAUUUAUUAUACUUAGUCUACACUUGACUUCUUCAAAGUCAAUUUUAUUGUAUUCCGGCACUUCCUCAUAUUCCAAGUCGUAGGGAAGGGAUGCAUUGUGUGUAAAUAAUGAAUAUUCAAUUGCGGUGUGAAAUGCUUCAUUUUUCCAUAAUGGCAGGUUUGAUGCAUUCACACAAAAGUCUUCUGUGCAAUUUGUGAAAAGAAGGUCUAAAUAUGCAUUUUGUUGAUUUUUUACGGAGUUUACUUGAUGUAGGCCAAAAUUAGAAAUUUUGUCGAAAAAGUAGUGCAAUGUUUCGUUUUCUCCAACGACUGGGAGUAAGAUUGAUUCAUUUUCAAUGUCAGAAAUGAAGUCCGCAUUACGUUGAUUGAAGUCGCCAAAAAUAUGUAGCUUUACUUCGGGUUCCAUAUUCGAAAUAAUUGUGUCUAAAGAUUGAAAGAAUAAUUCAAAAGAGAAUUUGUUCGCAUUUUCGGGUGGGAAGUAGACAGAGCAGUAAAUAUGUUCUUCUCCCAAUAUUGAGACUUUGGCCCAUACAUGCUCAAAUUCUUUAUAUUUAGGAGUAAUAAUUUCUUCAGAAGUAAAGCAAGAGUUUAUGGCUAUGAGGACUCCACCUCCAGAUUUUUUCUGACAGAGAGAUAAAUUACGGUCGUGCCGGAAUACGUUAAAAUUAUUUCCAAAUACUUCUUCGCUUCUAACACUUUCAUCCCAGCUGCUUUCAGUUCCAAGGAUUACGUCGAAAGAGGAGGUUAUUAAAUUUUGAUGAAUUUCUUUCAUUUUGGCCGGGCUUUUCAUGCGGUUGAUAUUUUGGCAAUAGACCAAAAUUUCAGUCACAUUUUGUCUAUGAAGCGAAGAAGUUUUUGAGAAUUCUGAAAUACUUACAUUACUAAUUCCUGUUUCUAUUCCUUCGUCAGAGGGCGUCGUUAUUUCCGAAAAUUCGGCCUUGUAAAAUUGUGUUCGGCUUCCCGGAUUAGUUGGAGUCGGCGGAUGUGUUCACUUGUCAAAAAUUUCCCAUAAGAGUCCAGAUCGGCCUGCGCUUCCUUAGGUUUCAUUCCAUAUUCCUGAUGCACUUCGAUGAAGAUUCGUAGAAGGUGGUCAGGUGUUGUUGGAAGGCCUUCUGAUGCUAAUAGCAUUUUUAUACUAGUUGGUGUCAUACCCUCGAUGCAUACUGUAGGUUGUUGAUUUUUCAUGUAUGACAAAUACAGACGGACGACGUGCAUUAUUUUCGGGUCACGAAGUCUUGCUUUCAAGAAGCGUUCGUCGCCAUUUGCAGAUUGUGAAGUAAGACGUACAAUUGGAGUACGCAUUGGAUCAAUUUCGAAUUGGCUGUCUGUACUCAUGUCAUGUGAUACUGUAGAUGUAUUUACGUUCUGUGGUAUUGAAGAUGUGUUCACAUAGUUAGUGGAUGGUGCAGCUUCGAUGUCAUUACUUCCUAAGACCGAAGUAGUGUUGUUUUGAAUACUUCUUGUUCCUUUGUAAGGGUUGAUGGUUUCACCUUUUUGAAAAUUUAUGAAUUUUGAGGCAAUAUCUGCACCUGGAUUCCCGGAGAAUUGAACCCGUGCAGCUGCUAGUAGGUCUUUGUCCAAGGGUAAGGUAUAUUGUAAUGACAUAUUAUUGUUAUUGUUGUGGCAGGUAUUGUUACUAUUAGUGUUCAAGUUGCUGUUGUAGUGCACAUUAUUGUCGUUGUUGUUGUUGUUGCUGCUGCUGUUGUUGUUGCUGUUGUUGUUGUUGUUGUUGUUGUCGUGUUUGCUGUUGUUGGUGUAGUUGUUGUUUUUACUGCGUAUACUGUAAUUUGUAUUAUUUUGUUGUUUCCGCUUCCGAUGUUUUCGUCUGAGGUUUGCUUUUUCAGCUUGUUUUUCUUGCAGCCGUCGAGUGCGCUGUUUCUUGUCAUACUCACUCCAGUCUCGUUUCCAGAUUUUUUUACUUCCAAUUAAGCGCCAGCCACUGUCGCAUGUUUGAAUUUCCUUCUCUUUGAGUUCUUCAGCUAGAGACUUAGGUUUGGUAUUUUGGUCUUUGGUUCCGAUACUGGAGAUUGAAGUCGAUAUUGCUUUGACUUCAUCUCUCAAUUCUUCCAGAAUAGUGUUAGGUAUUAUUGCAGGGACUUCAGAUUUCGUAGGUAGUAAGAAUUUUUCUUCGAGGCGAAGAAGCCGUUCGCUCAUUUCCUUGAUGUGCUGGUCAUUGACUUUACUAAAAUCGCUAACGUUUUUUAUGGCACUGUGUAACGAGGCCUCGAAUGACUGCAUGCGCUGACCUACUUUACCGCAAAUGUUGUGGUCGUUUCUGCUGAUACUGGACAAUGACUGCUUCACGUCGAUGAGCAAGCGCUCGACACUGUCGAAUAUUUCCAGGUAAUGGGUUUUCAUGUCUGCAGUGGUCCGGUGAUACGUUUCCGUUUGAUUUUUUGUGUGCUUUAGAAGUUGCUCCUGUAGAUGAAGUAGUUUUAGAGUUUCAGCUCCUGUCCUUAUUAAAUGUUGACAGUCGGCACACACUGGUACCAUAAAUGCCAGAAUAAAAUUUUCUUGAUGCCGCUGCACGCCGAUGCAGGCUGAAUGGUACGAUUUUUCACAGAAUUCGCAUUUCCAAAGGAAGCGAUCGUCAAUAUUAACACACGAUUUUACACCGCACUUCAUUAUUCUAGAUAAAAUUUGUCCGAAAGGCUAUGAAAAAAGCCCGCGCGCGACGUAGACUACGCGUCAAAGAAUAAAUAAAUAUAAAUUACUUGCGGAGCGCUCGAAAAAGCGAACCGCGCCCGAUGACUGUUCGAGGCGAAAAAAAAGAACUGGUCAACUGUUUUUUUUGCUAAUCGUUACCGCGAGUGUAUCUGAGAUUACCGUGCGAAACCUAAUGAUACUCACCAGGGCCGGUGAAACGUGUUAUGCUCUGGUGGGUAAUUUUUCGUACUGGGGGGAACGAUAUUAUUGAAAUAAUAUUUAUCCCUUAAAAGUGUAAGGUCGAUUUUUAAUAACGACAUAACUUUACGCGUAAAUCGCGUAAAUUAGAAGUUUGAAGCGUUUUCCGUACUUUGUUUUGAAAAAUAUGGCGUUGUUCGAACUGUUGACAGCUAGUUUCAAAAUCACUGCCAAUAUUCCGCAAAAACUUAUUUGUGUCUGCGAAUUUUCUAAAAUUAUUCUUUGAGAAUUUUCUAUCAAAAUGUGUCUCGCGAUAAUCGAACAGCGCACAAAACAAAUCUUCAAACAACCGCUGAUAUCUAUAACACAUUGUUCAAAACUGACUUCCGGGACUGAGCCAGAGAUGACGUUUAUAAUGUCAAACUAACCUCAUUUUUCGAAAGUACCAACCUUCAGAUGACAUAUGUCAAAUUUUCUCGUCAAUCGCACCUACCGACAUAUGAGGGACGUUACAUAUUCAUUUUUUUUAAAUAAAAUGGUAAUAACGAAUGCUGUGUGUUGAUAAAACAUUGCUUUUUAAAAGGAGAAAACCGUGCCAGCCCAGAAAUGGUUUGUGAAAUGUUACCCGGAUCCACUGAAAAUAAAGAUUUGUGGUAUUCUGAUUUCAAACGUGGCGAAAUAAAUCAUUCAUCCGGAAAAAAUAAGCAAGUUUUGAAAAUCGUGAUAAAUGAACGCAAAAUCAAAGUUUGUAAGAUUAGAUGUGCUGAGAUCUGGGCAUGACAAUGGUCUUUUCCAAAUUGGUGCCUCGUUCGCUCACAAUCGAAUAAAAGCAACAAGGCAUCGAGGAUCCAGAGAGCUGAUCGGCACUGUUUAGUCGUGAUGAAAAAGAAUUUCGUGAGUUGGUAUUAAACAGUGGACGAAACAUAGAUCCAUCAUUUUAUGGAGUCAUAUCAGCAUUCAGACAAUCAUGAUGUCAGUUUUUAGAUACUCGAGGUAUAAUUAACAUCGACUAUCUGGAAAAGGAAAGUACCAUCAAAAAAUUUUGAAACCAUGGGCAAAUCAUUCUAUAAGUAUAACAUCGAAAAGUACAAGAACGAAAUGCAUUUUGCUCAAAAAAAUCAUGUUUAUCAGGAUUUUUUGAUCGAUACGUUAACAACCUUCUCUACGGCAGUAUCGAACCGCACAGAGUGUAAAAUGUUUCGAUACAGAAUCUGAAAAUGCAAAUUGAAUUGAAAUUUUAUUCACCAAUUACCUAAAAUAUAUAAAUUUAUCUACUCGAAUUGACGCGUAAAAACAUUUUCAAGUAAAAUAUAUUGAAAAUCAGUUAGGUAAUGGUUGAUAUGUAGAUAAUAAAAAACCUGACCACUGUUUGUACGGUUUUAUUUCCUGUAUUUUGAAUUUGCACUCCGGUAUCUAAAACAAAGGCGUAGACCUACGCCAAAAGAUGUUGAGUGAUUUUAUUUAUGCGAAGAUAUAGAACGGAAAGGUGAGACGUUACAAGGUUCAUUUCAGCAAGCAGAAAUGUUUAAGUAACUUAACUUUCACAUUCUACCAGAGGAGAUGAACUUAUAGCUAUACAGAGAUUGAUAAAAAAAAAUAUCCAUACAGUGAAAAACUCAUUGUGUAUGAGAAUGCUGUCGCAAACAGAAAGUGACAACUUCCGGUAACUGCCGGUCCGGUUAGUAAAUGAUUAAAAAGGUACUUUCCGGCAUACCAGAGACUCGAGUGAUUUGCAUUGAUGAGAUGCUAAAGCUAAAAUCCUCUAGCUGAACGUUUCUAUAAGAUUUCCGGUUGCUCAAACGGUUCUUGUCACGUCUCACCUUUCUAUUGAACAUCUUUACAUCCUUGCUCUACCUUGAGUACAAGCAUUCGAUAAUUUUGAUUUUAUUUAUUACUAGUUACAAUAAAAAUAUGCUUGACUUUAUAAACAAUAAUAAUAUUACCAUUGUUUUUCGCUCGAAAUUUCAGGGGGGUAAUUACCCACCUUGAAAAUUUUCGGGUGGGAGUACUACCCACCGUACCCACCUCUUUCACCGGCCCUGAUACUCACAAGCAUGGAUGGCAUUUAUCGUAUCAAAGAACGCUCACCAGCAACUCUUCACACGAUGGACUCAAUGCCAUCAAAGAGAGACGGAUAUCAUCACAACAACAAAAACCCGGCAUGGCUCAUUUUACAUAGAAUUGCCACCAGUGCGAGAGCGAAUUUCUCUCGAUGACAUUUCUGAGUAUCAAAGGUUAGCACGCUGCUGUGAGGAUAAUCUCUGAAGCAACAAACGGUCGCUUCUUAUACAUUUGCAUUACGAACAGUUGAUCCUUCUUCCUGUUAAAUAAUCUAACUUGUAAGCAGUGUUGGUGAUAGCCGAAAAUUUGACAGAAGCUGCUAUAUUGCUAUCUAUAUUGUAUACAACAUUUUCAAUCCGCUAGAAGAUGCUACAAGAACUCGAGUCGCUCAAUGCAUGAACCGUGAGAGAAUUUUGCUACAUUUCUUUACUCCACUUCAUCCUCUGAGUAUUUCACACCCUUAAAAAAAUAUACAGUCUGAUAAUGAUCAUUGCUGUGUGGAAUUUCCCAAGAGAGAAUAGCAAGUUGCAAUAUUUCAAAACUCUUGUGUGGAGCAUUCACAGACAUUUUCAUAGACACAACUUAUACAAAGGUUAUAUGCACAUAGUUAGAAUAAGUGGCAAUAGUAGAAUGAUUCUAUCGCAAUUAUCAACUGCCUGCAUAGAAUCGGAUCGCGAAACGAGAAAAAGCGACCGUUUGUUGUUUCAGAGAGGAUCCCCACAGCAGCGUGCUAACCGUUGAUUCUCAGAAAUGUCAUCGAGAGAAAUUCGUUCUCGCACUGGUGUCUGUUCUAUGUUAAAUGAGCCAUGCCGAGUUUUUGUUGUUGCGAUGAUAUCCGUCUCUCUUUGAUGGCACUGAUACAAUCGUGUGAAGAGUUGCCAGUGAGCGUUCUUUGAAACGAUAAAAGCCAUCCUUGACGGUAGCUAUAAUUUCGUUUAUAUUUAUAGAUUCGCGGGCUUCCAACUGCUCAGCUUGCAUCGAUUGAUCGAUUGACCAAUCAAAGCGAUGCUUUCCGAUUGAUAUAUUCGCUCACUCCUUCCAAACCGUCGUCUACGCUAAGGAAAUCCGGUAUGCCGGAGAUUUUUAGCAGACAAAAAAGGACACUAUUAGCUUUGAUUCAACAUUUCAAUGAUAUAUAAUUGAAAAUGCAUGGCUACGUACAUUCAAAUCAAUACGUAGAAAUAUUUCCAAUCAAUUGGUGAAAUAAUAUUACUGAUUGAAACUAAACUGACUAAGAUGUAAGUGUUCAAAAGCUGACCACACUUCUAUUUGUAUUUACCCUUGAAUUUCUAAUUUGCACCCCUAUAUAGAAAACAAAGAUGUGUUCCACAUCAAAAUUACAUUUAUCACUUAGUAUCUUUCAGUAUUCGCAGGUUCUCAAAAUUGGAGUAGAUUAGAUUUAUAGUUGACUUGGUUAUAACUGAAUAAUAUAUUACCAUUUCUCAUGAAUUUUUGUAAGAAUUAUAGACACUUUUGGACCACGCAUGAUGAGAAAUUGACGUUCCAAUCCUGACCAAUUUUUCAUUGCAUCAGGUUAUUUGAAUAUUCGAAGCCUCACAGUGGCAUCCAUCGCUACAUUCAACUAAACCGUCACUUUUUCCAUAACUUAGGAUAUCCUUGUGAUCUUGAAUAAAACCAAAUCUAAAUGUUAUGACCUUCUUCGCAACGCAAUUACUUCAUUGGAAUUAUUUAACGAGUAAUAAGUGUAUGUAUUAUACUAAUAAAAAGUCGAAAACUUCAAGUGUUGUGAACAUCAAGAAAAAAAUGUUACAAUCUUUUGUACUAAUGCGAAACGGAAAUCAUGGCAACAAAGCGUGAGCAACCGGCCGGCAAAAGAUCGCAAAAUUCCUUUAGCAUGUUACUAGUACUAGAAGUGUUAUUCCCCGUGAUGAUAAGAAUAUGAUAGCAUCAGGAACCAGAAUUUCAAGUAGACGAUAAAUUAUAUUUAAACAAAAAGUUGUAACAAAUUUCAAAUACACGUAAACAAAUUCCAAUUUGAAAUGUGAAAGAGUAAUGUGAGAUCCUAGUUCAUAGAGUAAAAUCGAAGAAAUACCGUAGUCGUUUCGAUUGUCCCCGACAACCAGUCCGAGAUGGAAUCGAACGAUAGAUGAUAGAUAAAUUAGGAAGCUAAUCGCAACGAACUGGACGUGAGCUCACAGCGGUGCUUGUAUAUGGUAAUACUAGUCAAAAAACAAAAGAAAAAAGAAGAAAAGAAAAACCGGAACAAACUUGUAUGUUCCAAAAGCCAACCUACAAAUAGACAAAUUGUUUAAUUUACUCUGGAUAGAUCCGUGGAAGCUAAAACGCCGUAUACCAACAAAAAUAAAACAAUUCGGCAAUGGAAAUUUAGGUUUCCUAAUCACAUUCCCACCCACAACACAAACAAACGAGAAUCACACAAACACAACCGAUGAACAUCAAAGCAAAUCUUGUAAUGUUCAACCGUUGACGGAACAACGGUGAACAACCAAACAGACCACCAUCGAAUCACUUACCUAUUGUAGUGUAGCAAACCGCUAGACCGCCACCCCCUAACAAGACAUACGAGGAUACAAAGAAGGAUACAAUAAUUACUAAAUAAAUGUCAUAAUCAAGAGCGAAAAAAUAAUACAAAUAGAUUCAUAUUUCCUCGUUUACGACGAUGAAUAGUUUCAUUGCCACCUGGCACACAUACACGUGUAUCAGCGCGAGACGAGUUAGGAGGAAGAAAAUACUAUGUGAAACAUGAUACCCACCAAGUAGGAAAAGCUGAGGGAAAACAAGAAUAAUAAAACAAGAAGAAAGCGAAACCAGUGAAUGUGUUUUGACCUAGAAACACGGAAACAAGUAUGUGGAAACUAGACACAAACUGUGAACGGAAUGGUCUACAGGUAGAAGCAGAAAUAAAUUGUUGAGACUACAAUACAACUUUUGUCGUGAGUUAUGUAGAUUGUGGAUAUGUUAUACCGUAUACAGUAGAGAUGGUCAGAAGCCAAUCAAUCAACCAAACAAUCAAUCAAUCAACCAACCAGCCGUUCAGUCUGUAAUUAUCGACUAUGUUGGGCGCGAUGUAUAUGACUUUUAUAAAGUUUGAUUGUACGAGGCGAAGAUAUAUUUUUUAUCAAAAUCGAGUUAGAACACGGUGACAGGUAUAAAUAAUAAGGUUGAUCGUAAUCAGAUGUGAGCAAACACACGAAAGUACAUAUGUUCAUUGCAGCAAAUUGGCGAAUGGCUUUAAACUAUAGAUACCUAGCGAGGUGGCAGGCGGUGAUAGUUGGGAUGGGGAAAUUGCUUGAAUAUGUCGCUCUGGUCGAAGUGCCACGGGCCGUGCCGUUCUGAUAAAUGUAACAUCAAUGGUUUCCUUCAGAAAUGUAGGGGUAGGUGAUAGUAGAAUGUUGGUCCACAAGGAAGUCAUCGAAGACUUUUGACGUUGUCAUUGUACAUUUUUCUGGAAGUUUUUCAAUUUCGUCGUGAACACAACUUACUCUACUAUGGGGCGCCUUUUCAAAAUGUACCCUCUGAAAGGUUUUGAUCCUGAAUAUCUCUUGUUGUAUCUAACGAAUCAACAUAAUUUUUGUUACAUGCCAUCGGAAUUAUGAUCACAAUUUUAUGAUAAAAUUUUCAGUUGUAAACUAUUCUGAAAUGGUUGGUACAAGCGAGUAUCAAAGAGGAUAAUUCAUAAGGCGCGUUUGCUUUCUCGUAUUUUGAAAGCUCAUAGCUCAGUGAUCUGUGAAAGGAUUUAUAUAAUCUAACUAUCAAUAGAAUCGAAAUUUUUCAACUUAAACGUGUAUAGCAACAGCAUUAAAGUAUUUCAAUAGUACACUAUUGAAAAACCUGUCUCAUUAGAACCCCAGCCAAUCAAAACGCGUUCUGAGGAAGAGAACAAAAUAUAUGCUACUGUACAACAAAUCGUUCGAGAAAAAUGUUCCGAACAGUGCCAUAUGUCGUAGUGAGCUCCACAGUUUGGUCCUUCUGAAAGGCAAGAAUGAAUCCCGUACAGCAUCCGGAUAGUUUCUUUCAAUGAAAUGCAAAUCCGAAAUGAAAUAAUCGACAUUAAAAUUCUAUAUGCUGCUAUUUUUAUAGCCGUGAAACCUCUUAACAGAAAUUGGAUCAGUUUGGAUUCUAUCGCCACUGCAAGCAGAUGUAUUUUGUGUCGUUUGCAAAGCGAGUUUCGCUUCCGACAAGAGCGAUUACGUCACAACUGCUAGUCGUUUGCAUUGGUGAAAAGAAACAACGAAAAGGGGACAACGGUGGAGAGCAUCACACAAAAUCAGCCGUUCUGAUGGCUCUAAAAGUUUUCUAAAGAACUAUUAGGAUUUCUCCUUCGCAAAUCGAUGGUAAAUAUCAUCAGUUUAGUGCAAAUCUAGAACAGUUUGGUUAGAUUUGUGCACUUUUCGCUGUGUGAAAUUCACAGUAGUCGAGAUCAAGUGAAGCCUUCUUUGUUUUUGCAAAAAAUGUAAAAAUGUAAAGGGAAAUUCUUGCAUAAUUCAUACAAUUGAUCAACUAAUUGAUAUUCGGAAGUGUUAAGGAACAUGUCAGUUGUUUUCGUAUUCACGACAUCCAGUUAUGUCUCUGACAUUACCCACCCGCCUUUUUGACUCCACCUUGCUGUUUGAAAAAUGUUUGAGGGUUAAUCCGAUUGAUGAUAUUAUUAUUCGAAACUAAAACAAAAAAGGCGUGGUCGUGUUUAAGACAUGACCGACCACAGUGACAUUAAAAAUGCAGUUUAUUUUCAAUUUAUUGGACAUGUAUACUCAUUAAGUUAUGUCAAUGUUUCAGAUUCAAGGUUCAUUCGAACAGGAACUACAUUUACAAUAAACUAACCAUUGUUUUUAAUACAGUGUGAAGCUUUAUUCCCUUACUUACUAUGAAGACUUUGAAAUUCUAUUUAACAUAAGCAGAUGAAACCAAAUGUAUAAUAUUUGAAAUGAAACAAAAUAACUCAACCCUACACAACCAGAAAAUAAACCGUUUAUAUUUACGUCUUCUGAGACCGACAUAAUCGAGCAUCGAAAAUGUAUCAAUUUUACAGUUAUUCGAAUUUGAAGUGCUGAAACAUUUAAGUUUACUCAUAUGUUUGGUAGAUAGAGUAUGUUUGACACAUAAUUCACGCGUUUUUUUAUAAUGGCCAAUAAGGCACCUGUCAACUUCCACUUUCGAAAGAAAUUGCAGGCGAGCUAUGAAAAAUACAGUAUUAAAUUCAACACCAGACGAAAGAAAAUUUUUUUUUCUGCCGUUUACUAUUGUGACUUACUCUUAGCGAGUGCCGAGUCAUUCGAAAUUACUCUUCAAAGUGAAUGUUGAUGGAUAGCUUAUUGGUCGUUAUAAAAAAACGCGUGAAUUGAUCUUGUAAAUGUUAGCCAUUUUACAAUAGACCGUUCUUAUGAAUUGGGUCAUAUAAGGAUUUGCGUCACCUGUAGAUUUUUUAUUGUCACACGCAAAAGCCAGCGAUCACAAAACAACUGAAAUGCUAGUUGUUUUUCUGAAUUCGAUGGGUUGAAAUUUGGUACAACUAAUCCAUUGUUGUUGUAGCUAUAUGUCAUUUUUGAUGCAUCGUGCUGGCAGUAUAGCAAUGACACCCAGCUAAAGACACGCACCACAACCAAGUAAUGAAACGUUACAGUUGAGCAAUGACAUACACUCUAAGCGGAAAAGGAAUCGUUUCAAUGAAACGUCACUGAGCAAUGACACAAUACCAGAAAAGUUACCUACAGGCAUGGCAGUUGUUUCAACUAAUUAUCCAGUUAUUUGAACCUAAGACGCAUACUGCAAUAAAUAUUUUUUACUGCUAGUCUCUUCAAAGGGCAGCUAAUCGUUCACCGCUUGAACAACGAAAUUUUGCCUAAAUAGCUGCUUAUAGCUUUAUCACUAAACUCACAGAUGAUAUAGAAAUGCCACAAAAGAUUAUAAUUCCCAAAAGAGAAUUCAUUCAAGCAUUGAAAAAAAUUUCCUACACUUGCAGAAUGGCUCGCUGGAACAGCUUUUUUGAUUCUGUUUUCAAAAAUGUUACUGAUGAGCCUAAUGGUACAGAUGCACAUUCAAUCAAAUACGUAUAGUACCACUUCAUUUUAGCAGCAAAUUUUUUAGCAUUAAGCGUUUUUAAUGACAUUGGCAUGAACUGUUCGAAAAUACAUUACUUGCAGAUGAAAUUAAAACAUUUAUACUGUAAGAGCAAAUUCAGCAGCUAGAAGUUCUAUAUGGAAGAUCUAAAAUAGAACAGAAACUGGAACAAACGUAUCCCCAGCAAGCCGUUCUAGUUUUAUUUAUUCGAUCAGUUCUUCUGCCAAAUUUCAAACUGGUGCAGUUUUUUACUCUUGUUUCAAAUAUACAAAAAAUAGAACGGCCAAAUUUAAAACCCAGCAGUGUUUUACUCUUGUUUCAAAUAUACAAAAAAUAGAACGGCAUCAUAGACCAGUUUUAAAUUUGACAGAAGAACUGGUCGAAUAAAUAAAACUAGAACGACUUGCUGGGUAUUCGUUUGUUCCAGUUUAUGUUCUAUUAUAGAUCUUCCAUUUAGAACUACUAGCUGCUGAAUUUGCUCUAAGAAUAUCUAUCCAGUACAUGGAAAACUCGAAAAUGAAAAUUCGGGCUGACGAUUUAACACAGAGGGCGCUGGCCAGUCGACGUCUGAUCGAGCCUCGACCUGAAUAGUGGGAUCGUGGCAUGCAAUAGUUCUGUACGCUAAGAUUAGCUGUGAAAUCUGCGGAAGAUCCAAUUUCAGUUGAAACUUUACUGUUUUAAUCCUGAUAACUGCUAUUGAAUUAUAUCCUGAACCGACAUCGCAGUUACAGAGCUAUCAGGAUAAAAAUUCUAUAGACAGGUUCUAAAACGUAGAGCGGCAAUAACAAACCAAAUCAGUUAUUCAAACAAUUUCCUUAUUUCGAAAAAUCUGCUACUGCACUUCGCAAUGCGAGAAAAAUUAAAAUAUCUCAUCAACUGAGAUCAAUACACUGUAACAAAUUACUCGUGAGUCAUUAAUAUAGUACUAAUAAGGUCUCCACCAAAAGAUGAGACAAUAUUCACCAUAUUCAAGGAAACAAUUAUAGCAGAAGACGUGAAGAAAAGCAAAUUUUUUUUUGUUCGGAUCAUGAACCGAUAGUAAAUUGUUCUCAAGCAGGGCAAUCAAGUUCUCCCGUCGAUCGUUUUCCUUCAUACCCAAUCACUACCCUUCAGGCCUACAGCUCAUGCAAAACAAACAGUAGUGCAACAAUUACCCACGGUAACCAGAUAAUAUUUAUGCUACCGGAAUCAAGAAAAAAAACUAGAAAUACAGAAAAAUUGCAAUCUUAUACUUUUCUCUAUUUAGUCGGAAUAAUUCGACCAAAAGUCUCAGAGUCACAGAUCCAAAUAUUUACUCUAUAGAUUUUCCUAGGCGUUGCAAACUGAUAUAGUGUAGAUAAACAACUUUCCUUGUCCGCGUGAAACACGCCACUAGAGUCCUGUCUCCGGUGGUGAAUCGUGACAAAAGAAACCUACUAGAAACUUCUGUUCUUCUCCCUAAGCUACUGACCCGCUAAAGACCGGAAUAAGACAGUGAACAAAAUUAGAAACAAAAGAAAACAAUAAAUAGAGUGUAGUUUAAAUUUCCUUUUCUUCGAAUUCUAGAAAUCAAAUAGCGUAAGAAACCGAAACCCCGACUAUAUAGACCACCCGUAGUUUACAGAUAGUAGAACAACUUGUGCAGAAAGUUAGGAAGCUAAAACUAGAACCAGUUUAAACAGUAAACUUUGAUCUGCGGUUCAGAAAAAAACCUCGCUGUUUAUGCGAAUAAGUAUUAGGCAUAUUUUUGUAUAAUCGAGUUGCCAAUUUUUUAUAUAUUCGAAUGUAUUUGCGAGGCAGGAAAACAGUAUCAGCAAUGAUUCACGCAACAGUGUAAUAAUGGCAAAAGUUGAAAAUCGUAGAAGCAAAAAAAAAAAAGAAGAAACACAUAUAUUGUAUCCGAUGGACUUGAAUGUUGUGGGUGUAAAAUUCCAGUACUCAAAAAAUGAUAUAAGAAGAGAAAAUGAGUUGAUCUUUAUCCGACUUCUUGGGGGAAUCCCAUAUUGAAAUAAAAUACAAACCAAAAUCUUAUGUAACGAGGAGAGAGAGAAAAAGAGAAUUUGUCGAUGUGAGUUACGUUACAAAAGCAGACUAAUAAUUAAAUCCAGUAGUAAACUCGAUUGUUACUGUACAAUGUGCUAAAAUGUAUUGAAUAAUUUUUUUUUUUUCGAAAACAAGAUAGGCAUAGCGAACCAAAUAAGAAAAUAAGAAUAGUGUACAGAGUGUUAUGCGAACGAAGAACGUGACUGGUGUAAGGAAUAAUUACAGAAAAAUAAGUUAAAAAUAGAUAGACAUAUCAUGAUAAUUAAAUAAUUAUAAUUAUUGUCGGCUAAAAGGCAGCAGCUCUUUCAGGGUAGUCGAUGGACUGCCGCAUGUUUAAUGGAUGAUACCAAACAAACUCCAGAUAACGGUUGCAUACAAUUUUGCAGGUAAUGGAAAAGGAAACAAAAAAAAUACAAUACGAUUCAAGAAACUAUUAAUCUUCAUACUCUCAAAUAAAUUCUUAAUAAAUUCUACAAAUCUGAA